Messenger RNA from Plasmodium yoelii, 360 nucleotides. RefSeq names its product conserved Plasmodium protein, unknown function. The transcript has a single exon. Bases 1 to 360 code for a protein of 119 amino acids. Lineage: Eukaryota; Apicomplexa; Aconoidasida; Haemosporida; Plasmodiidae. The record is from RefSeq and is a predicted model, not a curated record.
AUGAGAAACCAAAACGAGAGUACAAUAAAUAGAAUUUACGAAUCGUCACUAAAAAAACUUGAAGAAAAUAUAGAGAAAGGAAAAAUAGUUUUAAAAGUGGAAAAGGAAAGAAAAAUAGAUUUUAAAGGAAUUGAACUUAAUUUAAAAAAACACAUGAACGAAAUGGCAAAACUUGUAAAAGAAGCUAAAAAUAUAAAAACAUUAUCAAGUAAUAAUAUAAAAGAUUUUUAUAAUUCUCUAAUUAAAUGUGAUGAAUUAUGCGAUAAAUUUACAACAGAUGAAAUAAAUAAAAAAAUAAAUGACAUUUUUGAUACAAUGUUAGUAGAAAUAAAUACUAAAUGUAAAACAGUAGUUUUAUAA